AUGCGUAUUCAUGGUGUGGAUGCCAAGGCCUACUUCUACUUUGCAUUGAACUCCGGAUCCCUAAUCUCCAACACAUGGACCAUCGGAUUCAUCGCCUCCGCUGUCCUCGAUCGCACUCCUUCCUUCUCUACCUUGCCGGCACGCCGCUACAUCAAGCCCUGUGGGAACCCCCUGCCACGUGUCGCCUCCUUCAGAAAGCGGAAGGUCGUGCCGCCGGAGAAUCCCCAUGAUUUGUACGAGCUUCAAGGUGCUGACUCGGCUAUCAAAGGCAGCCGCGCGCAAGAUCCUUCACACCAAUCAGAUAUUGUAAUUAAUUCAAUCCUCUAG
Messenger RNA from Linum trigynum, 327 nucleotides. The record is from the annotation of a GenBank genome assembly. NCBI's taxonomy places the organism in Eukaryota, Viridiplantae, Streptophyta, Magnoliopsida, Malpighiales, Linaceae.